AGCUGUACCCUGUUGGCGUUCGUGAAACGUUCCUUUUUUUUCGCGUGGACUGUGCUCUGAGGUGAUGUGGCUUGUAACAAUUGCGAUAGUUUUUAUCACGUGAGAGAGAGAGAGAGAGAGAGAGAGAGAGAGAGAGAGAGAGAGAGAGAGAGAGAGAGAGAGAUGUGUUGGCUCCUUUAUGACAGUCGGGAAAGAAGAGGCGAUGUCGACGACUUCUUUCCCGCUUGCGUGGGCAAUAGUUCCCAGUUUGUGAUUUGACAAAACAAACAUGGUCCGGUUUGCGUUUCUGCAAUGGGCAGAGGAUUGUAAGAUUCGAUCGUUCCCAGUUUGUGAUUUGACUGAAGCUCCUUUGUGCAAUGGGCAGAGGAUUGUAAGAUUCGAUCGUGUCGGUUCGAUUGAAGGCUUUCUGGUCUUCAGUAGAGAUACUGUCUCUUAUACACAUCUAGAUGUGUAUAAGAGACAGCUUGUAUUGCUACUAAGGAUCACAGAGACAGAUCUUGGUCCCAUCAUCUUCCCUGCCCGCGGGAUUUCGCUAUUCCCCUCCCGAUCCGGCGGCCGAGGAGGAACGCGCGCAGGCAUCCGCCGAUCAUCGCCGAUUGCGCGCGGAGAGGCGGCGACGAGUUGCGCGGCGGGAGUGAGCCACGGGUUGAAGGAGGGAGAGGGGAGAGAAGCAAAGGAGGCGGCGGAGAUGGCGGAGACGAUGCCAACAGAGCUGAAGGUCCCGCUGAGCGCCGUUGCUGGGGCGCCGUCUGAAGCCCUGACGAGCUAUGUUGUGAUAGAGGAGAGAGAUGGAGGAGGUGGUGCGGGUGAUUUGCACGACGGCUUGAGCUUUCCGCAGUACAUGUUGGCAGGUUCCUUUGCGGGAUUAGUUGAACAUACGGCGAUGUUUCCCGUCGACACGAUCAAAACCAGGAUGCAAGCGUUGGUGGGCCGGGCCAACGCCAUGAGCCCUCAUCACGACACGACGGUUUUGAAGGCCGUGUCGUCGAUCCUGCGCUCAGAGGGCCCCUUAGGUCUCUAUCGGGGUAUCGGCGCGAUGUGCUUGGGCGCAGGACCCGCGCAUGCCGUGUACUUCGCGACGUACGAGUUUGCCAAGCAGGAACUGGGCGGCAAUCGGAGCGGCCAUCACCCUGUCGCCCAUGCGACGGCGGGGGCGUUGGCGACGGUGGCCAGCGACGCCGUCUUCACGCCGAUGGACGUUGUCAAGCAAAGAAUGCAGUUGAGGAAUAGCCCUUAUCGAGGGGUAAUGGAUACGGUGAGGAGGAUCGCAGGGGAAGAAGGGUUAGGAGCUUUCUACGCGUCGUAUAGGACGACUUUGGUGAUGAAUGUGCCUUUCACGGCCGUUCAUUUCGCGACAUACGAAGGCGCCAAGAGAAUCUUGCGUGAUACGGGAUUAGGACACGUGGGCGGGGGGGGGGAGAAGGGGGAGGAGGGGGAGGGGGGGGAGGAGAACCUCUCCACGCAUCUGACGGCGGGGGGCGCAGCUGGCGCUCUCGCCAGCGCCGUCACUAAUCCCCUUGAUGUGAUCAAGACGCGCUUACAGACGCAAGGGGUCAACGGCGCGCAGCGCUUUAGCAGCGGAUCCGUCGUCGCCGCCAUGAGAACUAUUGUGAGAGAGGAGGGCUUGAGUGCUCUCGCAAGAGGCACAAGGCCUAGGGUCCUCUUUCACACUCCUGCUGCGGCGAUCUGUUGGGCGACUUAUGAAGCGUCCAAGAAGUUUCUUCAGCGUUGGAACGACGACCACCCCCAAUAAUACCGAGCGAGUCCUCCCCCCGCCCUUGUUCCUGGGACCUCCCCUCUUCGUUUACCCUGCCUGUUUCUCAACGUGCUCCCUCCCUCCCUCCUCCUCUCCCUCCCUUUUUUUCCUCCUGUCUCCCUCUCUCCCUCUCUCCCUUCUCCCUCUCUCCCGUUCAGCAAUCCCAGCUUGUGGCCCGUUUGCCGCGCCAUCCCAGCCCUUGCCCUUGUUUUGUAUUUGCUUUCGAAGUCUAAUUAGCGAUUUUUACGAUUUGUGUAUGCUAGGUGCUAGGGGGGGGUUUCUCACGUGGACGCGGAAGGAAGAAACCCUUUUGUUCUCUCCUGCUUCCUCCUGAUCCCAAUCAGUCAUCAGAUGUGUUGAUAGCUUAUAUAGGCUUCCUCCUGAUUCCAAUCAGUCAGAUAGAUGUGUGGUGACGGCAGAUCUUGUCCUCCAUCGCACUACUAGGAACAUUCUGAAGAGCUGCGGUCAUUCUGCCCUCCUCGAAGCCACUCGUGUUGCUGUCCCAAGAGACAGAAAGGGGCUGAAGGGAGGGAAAGGGGGGGAGAAGGAGGGGGGGAAGGGGGGGGGGGGUGUGGGGGGAUUAGUGGGUGUUUCACGCGCCUCCCUUGGGAAGGGGAGGAGGGAGGAGACGAGGGAGGGGGAGUUGUAGGGGGCUGCUGGGAGGUGUGUACCUCGUUCGUGCGCCGCGAGAGAGAGGUACCGUACCCCUUGCCGCUGCCCUUACUCUUGCAAAUUUCGUCAUAUUCCGCUGUGCAACUGUGCU
Chara braunii is the source of this 2519-nucleotide messenger RNA. The record is from the annotation of a GenBank genome assembly. NCBI's taxonomy places the organism in Eukaryota, Viridiplantae, Streptophyta, Charophyceae, Charales, Characeae.